AGGAGGAGAAAGAGGAGGGAGUGUAUAGGAGUGUGAAUACCCUUGCUGAACAGUAGUCAGACUCACCUCACCACUGCUGCAUAGCAAUUGUGUUCUGAGGAUUUGACUUCCUAUUUUGUGGCUGAAUGAGAAGGAAGAUUUCUUUGUCCGUGUCAUUGGAAUAUGGUGGGCCUGUCUUCCUCAGGAAAUAAUGCCAUGGAGGUCCUGGUGACGGAGCUAAAUGUUUUGCUGAAGCUGCUGGACCAUGAGACUUUGAGCUCUCCUACAGAAGAAAAGAAGACCUCUGUCAGAAACCUGCUGAAACAACUACAACCUACAGUGACAGGAGCAGACUAUUUAUACAUGAAUACUUCAGUCUACCAAAAUGGAACCAGCUUUGUGGAAUCCCUCUUUGAGACAUUCAACUGUGACUUAGGAGAGCUGAAAGACAUGACAGAGAACCAGAAACGGGAGUCAAUCACAAACACAGACGCGCACACAGCAGACACAACUCUUUCGAAACAGAAUGCAGACUCCUCUCCUCGCUCGGCCGAGACCCCCCCGCCCCUGCCCACCACCCCCCCUCCUGAGGGCGACUAUGAAGAGGCUGCACCCCUCAGUCCAGGCAAGCAGCCUGAGUACAUCACCACGCGCCCUAGCUCCAGACUGCCGAACUCCAUAGAGGAUGGUUACUAUGAGGAGGCGGAGAACAACUACACGCCCACCUGCAUCAACAGACGACGCAACAACUCCUACAAUGACUCGGAUGCCCUGAGUAGCUCCUAUGAGUCCUAUGAGGACGAUGAGGAGGAGAGAGGAGCGGGGACAGAGUCCAGGCCGACCCACCAGUGGCCUAGUGAUGAGAGUUCCAUGCUGUCUGCCAGGGACUGCAGAAUCUGCGCCUUCCUGCUGCGGAAGAAACGCUUCGGACAGUGGGCCAAGCAACUGACUGUCAUACGAGAGAACAGGCUACAGUGCUUUAAGAGCUCCAAGGACUUGUCCCCGUACGUCGACCUGCACCUGCCCCAGUGCACUGUGGUCUACACCCCGAAAGACGGACGCAGGAAGAGGCACGAGCUGAGGUUCACUCUGCCCAGCGGAGACUCCCUCGUCCUGGCUGUUCAGAGCAAGGAGCAGGCAGACAUGUGGCUCAGAGUUGUCCGUGAAGUCAGUGGCCAGGAGAAAGGAGCAGAUGAGUCCAUUUCUCCCAUUAUUCCCAGAAAGACUGAGCUGGAGAAGAGGCUGUCUGGUGAGAAGACUACGUCCGACUCAGACAGUGUCGGGGUGACCGCAGCAGAGAACACCAGAGACAGUGGUAAGGUGAAGCGGGGUGCUCUGGCAGCAGGUCGUAAGAUAACACGCAUCAUUAGUUUCUCCAAGAGGAAGCAUCCCCUCCCCAGUGACUCACGCACGCUCCCUACUGACACACACCCUGGCCGAGGCUACCUGUCUGUGCUGGUGAACCAGGUGUGGAGGCAUCUGUGGUGUUGUGUAAGUCGAGGCUCUCUCCACUUCCACCCUGACCGAGGGGACCCGCGGCCCUUCCUGGCCCCUUUACACCUCCACGGGUGCGAGGUGUCCCCAGGACUGGGCCCCAAACACCCCUUCGCUCUCAGGAUAUUAAGGGGGGCUACAGAGGUGGCUGCAUUAGAGGCUCGUAGUUCUGAGGAGUUAGGUCGGUGGCUGGGUGUGCUGCUGGCAGAGACGGGGACGUCCACAGACCCAGAGUCUUUACACUACGACUAUGUUGACGUGGAAACCAUCGCUAACAUCCGAGAUGCCGCGCGACACUCCUUCCUGUGGGCCACAUCUUCUAGCAGCACCUCUACAGACUCAAGGCCGUAUGACGAUGUUCCCUACGAGGGAGAGCAGACUGAGGAGGAGAGUCGGGCAAAGCGGAGGUCCCGGUUCUCCAGCAGUGAUUCUGGGACCACCAAGUCGACCCUGAAACACACUGGCUCCAACGCCAAUCAGUAUGGCCUCUAUGGGAAAACGCGAGCGCAGGAGGACGCCAAACGUUACAUGAGAGAGAAAGAAGAGAUGGAGAGAGAGAGGGAUAGGAUACGGAGUAGCCUGCUGACACUAAGACAGGAGAGGAGAGAGGCAAAGGAGAGGCUGAAGGCAGCUACAGAGAACCAGAGGGAGUCCAUGAAUCUGCGUGUGUGCCAGCUGGAGGAGGCAUGCCGGGGGAAGGAGAGUGAGAGAGUGGACCUGGAGCUUCGGCUGACCCUGGUUAAGGAGAACCUGAAAAAGAGUCUGGCUGGAGGGGCACUGGGGGCCCCCGCAGAGACAAGACCCUCCAGCAAGGUCGAUACCUGUAAAUCCCAGAGUCCUUAUUACAGUGUCUUUGAGGCCCGUAAGAAACCCCCUAUCUACACCUCAUCUAAAGGAAUCGUCAUGCAGAAAGCAAUGGAGUGGGAAUCGAAGAAAGGCACUUAGGAAUGUUAUGGAUGUCACCGCAGGGUUUGGCAUUAUUGACCAAGUAUCAGAGAAAGAGAAAAAGAAAGACCAUGUGUAUGUGUUAUAUUGUUGUAGGUAUGUGACUGACGGACAAGUACAGAAAAUGUUUGAGCCAGUGUACAGCAAGGAUGUUGCAGUAUACCUUGAUGAAUGACAGAAAAGAGGAGAAGGACACGGUGAUGUACUACUGGAUUGAAUGUGCCAAAAGAGUUUGAGGCAAUUAAGCCCUUUGCUAGUUCCAUGCUAGCUGCUCCUGUAGACUACCAGUCAUUACAGCAAACGUAGUUAGCAAAAACUCCAGAUUCUACCUUCAGCUUUCUUCAAACUUCAGAGACAUAAAAAUGGUAUCCAUGAGUUCACCUGACUAUGGUUUAGUUGAGAGGAUGAUAUGAUAUAUAAACUAUCCAUAACAUCGAUCUGUUUAACUUUAUUUUCCCAUUUCCCGGUUUAUUUCUAUCUGUACAAACAGAAGCCAUAAUUACUGUUUUGUAUAUGAGAACAUUUUUAAACUGCACAACUGUUCCUUUCAUCUCAGAUUGAGAUGGGUUUCAUAAACAAUACUAGACUAAAAUAUGGUGCUAUAAAUAGGGAAUAUGACAGUACUGGAACAUUCAUAGAACUCGGAAAUUGCAUUCAUUUUUAACACAAGCAGCCUGAUUUAUCAUGUAUGCACUUUACUGAUUUAUUUUCUACUACUUGGAAAUGGUUUUUCAGAUGUUGUAAAAACAUGUUCUCGCAGUAUGUAAUAGUGAAUGCCCAGGUGAAAUAAAGAUU
This is a messenger RNA of Esox lucius (northern pike), 3213 nucleotides long. It is a transcript of the gene afap1l1a, whose product is annotated as actin filament associated protein 1-like 1a. Gene Ontology annotation, molecular function: SH3 domain binding. NCBI's taxonomy places the organism in Eukaryota, Metazoa, Chordata, Actinopteri, Esociformes, Esocidae. The transcript is spliced from 18 exons. The record is from RefSeq and is a predicted model, not a curated record. The coding region runs from base 163 to 2418 and encodes 751 amino acids. Gene Ontology annotation, cellular component: cytosol.